AUGGCUCACUUCCACACUGCCAAUCGCGCCAGCUACCAGACCUACGCUCAUCCCCUAGCUGGUGGAAAGAGGAAGCGAAUAUCCACGAGUAACGAUAUAGAACCCGUUGAGAGCGAUGUGACUUUCUCACCAGCGCGCUCAAUGAAGAGCCGCGACAAUAAGGACAAAUACAACCCCAAGUACAUGGCAGAGAUGUGCUUCAGCGCGUACAAGGUGCGCUUACAUGAGGCUGGCCUUCAACAAUAUACAAUCGACGUUGCGAACGACUGGCGAGAGCAUUUGGUCGAGAUGUUCAGUCACGCCGCGUUGAGAGGAGCCAUCAAGCAAGAUGCAGUAGCCCGUCACAUGGUUCCUCGUCUUGUACUGCUUCUCCCACGAAACAACGAAGAGAAAAAAGAGCUUGUCAAGGAUUUCGCGAAACACUACGAGGACGUACGACACGACAUGAUGGUCAUCAGCAAGACCAUGCUCAGUGGAGACGAGGACUCCAUUGCUGAGGUCCGCGAGUGUCUUUAUGGUUUACACAAGACUCUCGCUGAAGGAGCAAGAUGGCGCAAGAUCUUGCCGUACCUACCACUACCGCUGCCACUGCACCGCCUCCGGGCUCUCCGCAAUCUGAUAGAGUACUCACGACCUUACCAGUUCCUCCACCAUCUCGUCACCGAAAUUGACGACAUCGAGAGUUGGCUUACCUUUCUUCCCAUAGGCCUUAACACCUUGAUUUUUCCGGCUGGACUUGUCAACGCAGUGAAAGGAACUCAGCAGCAAGUAACCGAGGAUAAAAUUGUAAAGACCAGCAUCGGUCCUAACGCACAGGAAAUGGCAGAGUACCGAGAGCAAAAAGCCAAACGACAGCGUCUAGAGAAGAAGGAACAAGCUCGUCAGCAGGAACAAACCUACGCUGAUAAGCUACAAAAGAUCGAAGCCGAGCAGAUACAGAUGAAGAAAGACAUCAAAUCGCUCGAGCUGGCCGUCACGGAGAAACGUGCUCAGGAAAUUGCGAAGAAACAUUCAGAGGCCGCAGCUCUAGCGAAGCGCGAGAAAUCGUAUCAGGACCAAAUCUCACUCAACACGAUUGAGAUAAAAAGACUAAACGCCGAACUAGACAAUCUAGCUGGCGGUCAGGCACAGAAGAUGCAGCCGAAAGUGACCUCGACACCAUUAUCGCCAAUCGAUUCUGUGCAGCUCAGCACGUCAACGGGCUCGUCGUUCAGUAGUAAUCAGACCGCCAACAGUAGUAUUCACCAGCCCCAGAGCUCAUUGGGCACAUCCUUUGGCAGCUCUUUCGCCCAGCCGGGAUCUUUUGAACAAACUUUACAUCAGCGUGCACCGGAAGACGACGGCGUACCAAUGGAAGACGUCCAAGGAAUUGGCCCAUCACAGCAACACCCGACAAAAUCCGAUCAGGUCGGCUUUCCUGAAGCACGCAUCGCAGGGCAACCGAAUACCUUCGGUGCUCAUAUCAGCAGUGGUGCCCCCUCACAGUUGCUUGGGUUGUCAAAUAGCAAUUUCAAGUCGGCUUGCCCAGCGUACAAGAACGGACAUUGCCCAGCGGGCAAAAGCUGCAUGAUGCCUCACAGUGCAUGCAAGUUCUGGGUGAAAGGCAAUUGUAGAUAUGGUGGGAAUUGCAUCCGCAGCCACGAUCCUUUCUUUCUGAAAGAUGCUACAUCACGGGGUCAGCAGCGACAGUCUUCACAAGUUGACCAAAUGAUCGUCGAUUCUGAUCCUACUCCACGAUCCAGCGCUUUCUCCCAGGAAAAUCCGUUUCAACGUGGACGGCAGGGUCGGGCCCAGGCCUCUCAAGCUAGCAACAUCAUGAGCCUACCCGAUCACCAAGCCUUACCAACCGGUCCUCACGAACGCCCUUCGAUCAUGGGUAGGAUUACAAAAGACGGCCAACCCAUCAUAUCGUAUGGGUCCAACAUUGCUUCCAUCAAGGAUGGCAACACCAAUCGUCAGCAAGGUAUCCUAUCUGAUGCAAUUCAGGGACCUCGCGCUACGAUUGGAUCGAAGAAAGUUGCGUGUAAAAAUAAUCUCAAGGGCAGAUGCAACAAGGGUCUCAGCUGCCAGUACGCUCAUGAGCCAUGUCCGCGCUUCAUAAAGGGCACUUGUUUUGCUGAUGAUCAGUGUAGGAGGAGUCAUGAUCCUCUUUUUCUUCGUCAAGGUUCUUCCAGCAACAGUGCACAGCAGUCUUCAAAGUCACCCACUGGGCAGCAGCCUUCCCAAACCCGGAUAGAACAGUCACUCGACGAGGUUCUUCAGGCAAAAGGAGGAGAUAGGAAGGAGAAAUAUGGAAAGCCGUUUCAAGUAGAAUCACCCAUUCGAAACCAACGUCCUCAAGAUCAUCUUGAGCAAUCUCUCGACGACAUAAUCAAGACGGCCGGACGAGGUAGAGAGAACCAGGCAAGACUGCCUCAAUCGGAAACUCCAUGUAAAUGGGAGAAGACCCAAGGCGGUUGUACGAAUGGCAGCUGUCCAUACAAACACGAUUCACGAAAGACGUCCGACCCGAAAGCUUCACGAGGCACGUUUGGUAUACCCAACCUUUUCAGCUCGAUUGGAAGUAUACUUCGUGGUAACAGACAAUAA
Molecule: messenger RNA, 2589 nt
Organism: Alternaria arborescens
Lineage: Eukaryota; Fungi; Ascomycota; Dothideomycetes; Pleosporales; Pleosporaceae
Exons: 3
Coding region: 1-2589 (862 amino acids)
Molecular function (GO): metal ion binding
Source: RefSeq, a predicted model, not a curated record